CGUUUGGUGCAUAGAUUGUAUGUCGCCACUGAAUAUCUGCGAAUACGAAAGGAUGAACAUGAAACUGGUGGCGCUACAGCCUCUGAGAGCAAGACUGAAGCCGAGGAAGCUGCUAUUUCCUCGCCGUGGGAGUUGCGUGCGUCAGGAAUGGGAUGUUUUGUGGACGCUUACUUUUCGGAGGUCCUACUUGCCGGCUGGGCUGCAGCGGAUAUGAAGCCACUUUACAUGGCAGCGGUAGGACCGUCUCCGGUUGUGCCGCGGGUAGUAUCUUGACGCGAGUACGUACUAUGACCACAACGCACGGAGCGCUGUGAUCUUCAGCCAUUUUCUUCGUACAUACAGUCCCCCCGUGAGCAGCUCGCUGCACUGGUUUUGCGAGAAAGCGCGACUUGCGACUGUACAUCGAUACGUCAACCGAAGAAGGCGCACCUAGAAAUCGCUUCGCUCCGCGCGGGGUGGAACGCAAAUUUAGGCCUCGCUUCCCCCGGUUCUUUAUCGAACCAGCGCGCCAGAAAGGCAAAACCAAAUGAAAACUAUCAGCGUUCAUAUUUGUGUUUUUUUCGACAUUGA
This is a messenger RNA of Amoebophrya sp. A120, 570 nucleotides long. NCBI's taxonomy places the organism in Eukaryota, Dinophyceae, Syndiniales, Amoebophryaceae. The record is from the annotation of a GenBank genome assembly.